CUAAUCUUAUCCAUCCAAUCCUUAGAUCCAUCAUACACCUUAUCUCUCUCAACAUGGGUGUUCAAUCCUGCAUUUCUAUACAUCCCAGCUGUUCCAAGAUGUCCUGAGAACCUCGAGCUUUUGCCAUGCUUUGCAUCAUUCUUCUCUCCACUACCAGUGACACCUCCUGUAGUUGCUGUCUCUCCCACAGUCUGUGCUGUAGUCCUGAACAUGAUCUUCGAGUACAUAGAGUUGAGCUCUGCUUCGAUCUCUGCUGCUGUCUUCUCUUCCUCGUUCUCCACCCUCGGCGGCUGCGUCAAGUCCAUAUUUUGAAAAAUAAAAUUUUAUAA
Molecule: messenger RNA, 329 nt
Organism: Moneuplotes crassus
Lineage: Eukaryota; Ciliophora; Spirotrichea; Euplotida; Euplotidae
Source: the annotation of a GenBank genome assembly